AUGAACUUCGCAUUAACUCCGCGAAAAAUCCCGUACGAAGAAAUUAUCUGCAGUGCUGAGGAUUGUCUGUUUAAGAAUAAUAUCGGUAAGGAAGAUUUGGAGGCCAUACGUCAAGAUAUUUCGUCCUUGUUACGUCGUUGUUCAAAGCCGAAACUAAACCUUCCCAAAGACGAAUUUACAGCGCUAAAUAACUUACGGAACAGACCAGAACUCACGAUUCUCCGCGCGGAUAAAGGAGAUGCUACAGUAGUAAUGGACGCGUCGGAAUAUAAUUUUAAAAUACAACUACUUUUAUCGGACGAAAGUACAUAUAAAAAGGUCAAAACAGACCCUACAACUAACACGCUUAAAACAACUAGCGAUUUAAUAAAGAAAUACUCCGAAAAAUAA
Molecule: messenger RNA, 390 nt
Organism: Parnassius apollo (apollo)
Lineage: Eukaryota; Metazoa; Arthropoda; Insecta; Lepidoptera; Papilionidae
Source: the annotation of a GenBank genome assembly